AUGGUUCUAGCUACUCGGUCGCAACUGUUGGCGAUAUUGUUGCUCUGCUUUUGCAUCAAUAUAUCAAUUGCUGACAGAUGGGGAGGUCAUAUUCAAAGGCGUGAUGGGCCUACAACUCCAUCAAUUACAGGAGCCGAAACCACGGCGAACACACCCUCGACGGUAUCACAAACGCAGUCCAAGCAGACAACACAGGCAGAAGACCAGAGUGUAGCAAGUGAAGAUAUCAGAUCUUCAACCACUAGCUCUAGAUCUGAGCAGGCCGCUAAGUCGACCACCACACUCAUUACAAGCUCGUCGUCGAGCCCAACUAUGACUCCAUCUUCUCCUGCAGGAGAAGUGGCAACAGCGACACUUAAUGCUAAUGCAAUUUCAAGUGCCGUAUACGAUGGCCCAUUUAAUUCAACGAUUACUCCAGGACUUCUCCCUAUUACACCACGCAUCACUCCAGGUUUCGGCAUCGUAGGCAUCAUAAUGAUGCUUAGUGGAGCCGUUUACACCGUUGUUGGAAUUAAAAACAAGCUCCUCCAUAUCUACCUUUCAGCCGCCUACCUAUCCAGCCUGUCGAUUGUGGUUCUCAUCUUAUACGUGAUGAAUCUACCAGUUACCGAUGCGGUACAGGGUGCAUAUGUGGUGGCGGCUGUCAUGACGGGGUUGAUUCUUGGAGGUGGUGCACUAGUUUUCCCAGAGCUCACGGAAGGCCUGGCCUGUUUACUUGGGGGGUUCUGCGUCAGCAUGUGGCUAUUGGUACUGAAGCCUGGCGGUUUACUAACUUCUACCACUACGAAAGCGAUAUUCAUUGCGGCCUUUACUGUGGCUGGUUUUUCCACUUCGUUCAGCCAUUACACUCGACCCUAUGGAUUGAUUGGUGGUAUCUCAUUUGGAGGCGCUACUGUGCUUGUUCUCGGGAUUGAUUGUUACUCGCUCGCGGGUCUCAAGGAGUUUUGGGCAUAUCUUUGGGCUCUCAACGAUAAUCUUUUUCCCCUCGGAGCAACCACUUAUCCAUUGACUAGAGGAAUCAAAGUUGAGAUUGCAGCCAUUAUCGUUAUUAGCAUCGUGGGUAUUCUGUCACAGAUGAAACUGUGGAAGAUAAUCAGGGAUCGCCGGGACAAACGAACUACGGAAAGACUUGAAGAUGAGCGCAGCGUGGAGAGAGAGGAAGAGAACGUCGGGAAAAGGAUUGAAAAUCUCAACGCCCGGGAGAGGAAUCAAUGGGAGAAUGUCUACGGUGACAAAGAUCGAGCACCGCGACUAAGCGUCACAUCUCAAAGAGAUUCUGGAGUCGGAGAUAUGGACAGUCAAAAGAAAGGUCCCACGAGCACAGUGGUGUCGGUCGCCCGAUCUGGAGAGGAUGACAUUGAGAUGUCUGACAUCCCCACGCAGGUCCCCUGGAAGCCAACUGGGCUCGUAAUGUCGGACCGUUCCCACGAGAAUGGCCCAGUCACCAUUCGAGUUUCCCGAGAUAUUGGCCCUGAGCCUAACAACGAGAACAGCGAGCCUUCAACAGAAGGUACAAACGAGAAACGACAAAGUCAUAUGUCUCUAGCGCCCCAACCUGACGAAGCACGAGCAGACGGCCUGUCGUCGAAGCGACAUUCAAAUCGAUCAUCAAAUCCGCCACUUUCUGUUCGCGUAUCUAUGGCACCCGACGUUGUACCGCUGCCGUUUAGAGUUCCAGAAGGAGUCGAGGAUGACGAUAGAUCAUCUAUUGCUACUUUUGCUGACGAGGAACGUGAAGGGCAGAAGCCACGAUACUUAAAACACAUGUCAGCAGGCUCAGCACUAAUUCGCAGGCUCUCUGACAGAUCCAUGAUGAGCGGUUCACCUAGGAGUUCUAAGAGAUUCUCUAUCAACGAUGGACCCAGUACAGAGGAUCUUGUCGUACCCCACGAAAUCGAUGAAGAUGGGAGGAGCUCAGUGGCCGCAACUCUGGAUGGACUAAGCGACGAGGACGAGAGGAGUAUCCGUUCCUCGAUGGGUCACGCACAUGGAAUCUACGAGACCACAGCAUCCGAAGUUGGAAUAAGCGGUAAGGGAGACAAGCUAAAGGAAGCAAAUUUGAGCCAGCAAAGCGCUGUGGUGGUAGAUGCCAAGGACAUGUCAGAUCCAAAUUUUGAUUCCAGCAAACUCCAACCUCAAUCGCCUCGGGACGAUAAUUCAGAGGCUGUCGCGCUAAGUGACGCGAAACGACCCAGGACAGCUCGUUCCGUUGCGUCGGCAGCGACAAGUUCUAAAUCAAGACCGCCUAGUUUUACGGCAGCCCAACUCCCACCCCAACUUUCCAAGGUCGUUAUGUCCUAUCGAACCAACGAAUGGGCGAAACACCUCAGCAACGCCGAGGUACCUGACUUGGAAGAACUGAAGAUUGAGGAGCCUGUCGGGAACGAACAGGCCGAAGCAGCAGCACCUGUUGACGUUGAGGAUUUGCAGCAGUCAGCUUCAUCUGCUGCGAAGCCUGCACCCCUCAUUCGGUCUAAUACUUCAGGCUCGAAAGCAAGUGUUUCGCCAUACGCUACACUAGCCGACUCGUCUCCUGGAUUGCCUGGACUACCGAAUACGCCAACAUACAGCACAUCAAUACAGUCUCCACCAACGAAUGCCAAAGGAAGACUAUCCAGCGGACCAAGCCUGCCUCGUUCCAUCGCCGAGUCGCCCGUCGAGGAUAGUUUCUCUGCUCCCACUACUCCAGCGUUCUACCAGGCGCCUGCUGCAAACAUUCCAUAUGGGAGCACAAACACGCUGAUGGGCCGUCGCGAAUCCAUGGUUCGCAACAAGUCCUUUUUCGGCUCUACGCCUGAUCUUCCUCGUAAUCUCCCUCCACAAGCUCAUCAGAAUCUUCCACCUCAGGCGCGAAAUUUCAAGAGCAUGCCAGGAACUCGUGUUGGCAGUGAUGCAGGUUCUAUCUACAAUGGUCGUAACAGCAUGAGCAACCCUGCACUAAACGAGCUGGACACUGACAAUAUCUCCCUUUCUCAACGUCGAGACAUGAUUCGUCAAUCCUCCCUCCAUGGAGCUGCCUCACCCAUGAUACACAAUGCACCACCGAACUUCGACUCUCAUCAACCGCAGCGGCAAACAUCUGUUCCCACAUUGGCUGCCAGAGAGCAACAACUGGCUUCGUGGCGAGCGAGCGUGCAGCAAGAUCUAGGAAGUACUCAUGUACCGCAAACCAACAUUGAGCGGCAGCGAAGCUUGCUCUGGCAAGAACGACAAGCAGAGGAACAGAGACGAGCAAUGGAUGCCAUGAUGAAAGGUCAGAAAGAUUCAGCUUUUGACGAGCGAAUGAGGAGGGGCGAUAUGCUUGUGGCUCACAGGGACGCUCUGAGGAGAAUGCAGGCUGCGGCUAAUAAAAAUGCUUGA
This is a messenger RNA of Glarea lozoyensis ATCC 20868, 3360 nucleotides long. RefSeq lists its product as uncharacterized. Lineage: Eukaryota; Fungi; Ascomycota; Leotiomycetes; Helotiales; Helotiaceae. The record is from RefSeq and is a predicted model, not a curated record. The coding region runs from base 1 to 3360 and encodes 1119 amino acids. The transcript is spliced from 2 exons.